Molecule: messenger RNA, 1737 nt
Organism: Diaporthe citri
Lineage: Eukaryota; Fungi; Ascomycota; Sordariomycetes; Diaporthales; Diaporthaceae
Exons: 7
Coding region: 1-1737 (578 amino acids)
Biological process (GO): lactate catabolic process
Cellular component (GO): mitochondrion
Molecular function (GO): D-lactate dehydrogenase (NAD+) activity; D-lactate dehydrogenase (cytochrome) activity; FAD binding
Source: RefSeq, a predicted model, not a curated record
AUGGUUGCACAGACAGAACCCCGAUACGCGGACCCCAUCUACCAGACGGCCCACGACAACACCUACAAUAAGCCGAUCAUCCAGGGCAUCCCUGACGUACUGCCACCGGGCGUAUCUCAAAAUGACUUCGACAGCGCGCUCAAGCAGAUCGCCGCAUCCCUCGGGGAGGAUUCCGUUUUCCGAGGCGAGAGGCUGAAGGAAUACGUAGAUCCAUACGAGAUCCCCGAGGGAGGCCAUGAGAGGAAGGUUCCCGGGGCUGCCGUCUGUCCGUCCUCUGUCGAGGAGCUGCAGGCUGCUCUCAAGGUGGUCAAUGAGUUCAAGAUCCCGGUGUGGACUGUGUCCCGCGGCAAGAACCUGGGAUAUGGAGGGCCUGCGCCCGUCGUGAACGGAUCCUUCGUCAUGGAUCUCCACAGGAUGAACAAAGUCCUCGAGGUCAACGAGAAAUUCUCCUACGCGGUAGUGGAGCCAGGGGUCACAUUUGGUGACCUGUAUUCCUACUGCGUCCAGAAGAAUCUCAAGGUCUGGCCCAGCACCGCCUCUCUCGGCUGGGGCAGCGUGGUUGGCAAUACCCUGGAUAGGGGAAUGGGUUUCAUUCCCUCUGGUAUCCACCACGAGAACAUCGCUGGGCUCGAGGUAGUCCUUGCCAACGGAGAUGUCGUUCGCACCGGCCAGUUCGCGAUGACCUCUUCGCCAUCCGCCCACCUGACCCACCUCAGCUUCGGGCCCUCUAUUGAUGGGCUCUUCCUCCAGAGCAAUCUGGGCAUCGUGACCAAGUUGGGAAUCCAUAUGACGCCGCAGCCUCAAGCGUACAUGCCAUGCACUUUCGACAUGCCUGACUUUGAUGACAUCGAGACCAUAACCGACGUAUUCGGGGAGAUGCGUCGCAACAAGACCCUCCCAACAAUAGUCUACGUCUUCAGCCUGAUCGAGUGGUCCGCCAUCUUCGGCCCGCGGCACAAGUACUGGGAGGGCGACGGGCCCAUCCCGGACUGGAAGAUCAAGGAGAUGCAGGAGGAGCUCGACACGGGGUUCUGGACCGUCAAGUGGGGCUUCUACGGGCCCAAGGACGUCCUCCAGGCGCAGUACAACGAGGUGCAGCGCGUCGUGUCCAGGGCGGCGCCCAAGGGCCGCCUGCGGAACACGCUCUUCUCGGGCGGCGACGAGGCCCAGCUCCUCGAGGCGGCGUCGGUGCCGCAGCCCUACGGGGGCAUGUUCGUCGGCGUCCCCAGCAUGUUCUCCAUCCCCAUGGUGGACUUCUACAACCCCAAGGAGGGCGGCGGCGUCGGCGCCCACGGCGCGUACUCGCCCAUCGUCCCGCUGGACGGCAAGACGAUGAAGAAGUGGGUCACGGCGGCGAGGAAGGUCUACGAGUCCCAGGGCCUGGACCUGUGCUGCGACUACUUCAUGCACGAGCGCCACGCCGUCUUCGUCUGCAUGCUGUGCUUCGACAAGACCAGCUCCAAGCAGCGCCAGGCCAUUGAGAAUGUGUUCAACGGGCUCUUCGAGGAGGGGUCGAAGAUGGGGUUCGCGAAGUACCGCUCUCACAUCGCGCACAUGGACCAGGUUGCCGAGCUUUUCGACUUCAACAAUCACGCGUAUCGCAGAUUCGUGGAGACCAUCAAGGACUCGCUUGAUCCCAACGGUGUUCUGUCACCAGGCAAGAUGGGUAUCUGGCCGAAGAGGUUUAGAGAUCAGAAGUGGAACGUGGAGAAAAAUCGCAGCGAGGCCAGACUGUGA